UGGGUUGGGCGUCUCUGCUGCGCCGCUGAUUGGUCGAUCCGCGACAGGUGAAGCGGACUCGGGCAGGAUAAUCUGGUAUUCUGGGCUGUGGGAGUUUAGUCGAUACUGAGGAGCGCAUAACCCGAACCCAAACUUCUGCCUUUUUCACCGUGAUCUGACAGCGGAAAUCGAGAGCUAUAACCGGACGAAAAUGAGGAGUGUCCUCGUCACAACUGCCCUUCUGGUGCUCUGCACCUUGGCAAAAGCAACGGACUUCUGGGUCACAUUGCUUUCUGGAGAUAAGAUGAUCACCGGUAUACUAUCAAACUCCGUGAUCCUCACUCUGCCCCCCUGCAAAUUCGCAGGCCAGCAGGUCAACUUGGAGUGGGCUGACACUAACGGAACGAGCUCAGCAACUCUCACAAACGCGUUCGUGGUGCCAGGGUGCCAGUUCAAGAGAGCUGUGAUUCAAGCAUCCGACAGCAACCCACAGUUCACAGUGACCAGAGACCUGGGCUACCAGCUCACUGGACUGACACCAGGACACACCUAUAACUUGCAAUAUGUAAUCCCAGCGACACAAGACAGGAGCAACGUUGUGGUGGCCGGUACCAGACAAGUGCAAGACUACAACUCGAUCAACGGUGGUCUGGCAGCCCGGUCCGGGGGUAUGAUCGUCAUCACCGUCCUGCUGUCCAUCGCCAUGUGCGUGCUCAUUGUUGGGCUGAUUGUGGCUGCCGUUUUGGGCCGACGCAAGUAGACAUGAACGGCCACAAGACCAGCUACCAGAGCUUUAAAAACACGCUUUCUUAACUUCCGUGUGCAUGACAGCAUCCCUCGUGUUUUAGAUCUUUUUCUUUCCCGUUGUGGAGCCAUUUGAACUUGCCUGCAUUCCUGCAAGGCAGUGCAUUCAGGCCAGUGUGUGUAACUGCCCCUCAGAAGUGUUUUUGAUGGGCUGAACUGUAAUAUAUCGCUAGCUUGUAGCAUGAUGGCAGCCCCUGUCCUAGCCUGACUACAGCUGUAGUGUGCAUGUCUGUUACCCUGUGCUCUUUGUUUUGUUCUGAAUUGUUAUUUUAAUAAAAACGUAUAAAGUGUCA
Messenger RNA from Acipenser ruthenus (sterlet), 1076 nucleotides. RefSeq names its product uroplakin-2-like. The record is from RefSeq and is a predicted model, not a curated record. Bases 191 to 739 code for a protein of 182 amino acids. The transcript is spliced from 5 exons. NCBI's taxonomy places the organism in Eukaryota, Metazoa, Chordata, Actinopteri, Acipenseriformes, Acipenseridae.